Molecule: messenger RNA, 1326 nt
Organism: Peniophora sp. CBMAI 1063
Lineage: Eukaryota; Fungi; Basidiomycota; Agaricomycetes; Russulales; Peniophoraceae
Source: the annotation of a GenBank genome assembly
AUGAGCGCAGCGUUAGCAGCCAUUCCACCAUACCAGUCCGACUCGAUUCCUGCUGUUGUUGCGGUAGAGGAGCUGCCGUCUUACGAGGAUGCACGCGCGGAAGCGACUGCCUCGCGUCGGCGCCGGAGCGCCCCUAUUCCAUUCGCGACUUACAUCGAUGCUCACCACCGCCGUACGACUACGUCUGACGUGCGACGUCCAGACCCAUACAUCUCAGAACGCUCCUUUCACAUUCGUACCACCAAGGGCGUGGCAUGGCUCACCAUGACUCUGAGAAGUCGUGCUACCAGCGCCAAAUACCUCCCGUUGUACUGUGAUAGGGAUGUGAUCCGCGGUAACGUCACAUUGGAGUUGCAAGAGACUAUGCGACUGAAAGCCAUUGUGCUCAAGUAUCGCUGCGUAAUCUCGGGUCAGAUACAACAAGUCGUGCUUGAUAAGGAGCAAAAUAUAUGGCCUCAGGAUAGCGCGCAGACUGGUUUUCUUCCCAGAGGGAAGCAUGUUAUGCCCAUUGAGUUUCCCAUCCCUCAUGAAGUACCCAAUCCUCGACGUCCUGGCCAAAUGAUAGACUUGCCUCCAACCUUUACCGAAGGCGGUGGAAGUGCCGUCUACAUUGACUACAUGUUCUCCGUAAGCCUGCGGAAACCACGAUUGAACAUGAGCAGAAAAAUCACGACGGAGGUGGGGUACUAUCCUCGAACUGUGUGCGGGGCGCCCUCUCUGCUACGCUCACUUGCAUACGAGAACAAUACUAGCCUUCUUGGCCCCGAGCUCGACCCUUCUGGCUGGAGGAUUCUCCCGUCGGUCAACACACCAAGAACGGUGUUCGAGACGAGAGUUAUCUUGAUAGAAUAUACGCUAGCUAUCGCCGAACCGCUCUCCUUCGCUAUAGGCGGUUCGAUUCCCGUCUUCCUUACCAUCAAGAGCCCAGAGUCGCAAGCGCUCGAUAUCGCCGCUUCGCGAGCUGACGUUCGAUUGAGGCGUGUAGUCGGAGUGGGACGGCGUAAUACAUCGUGCAAACACAUCGCCCGAGCUGUAUUCCGGCCGUAUGAGCGGAUCGGGCGAGCGAACGAGGAUACCCGUUGCCUUCAGGGAGAAAUCAGUAUACCCAAGGGGACAACACCCUCGUUCACCUGGCUAGAUGUCACUCUUCGGUACGACAUUGCCCUUUACAGCCCCACAAUCGCCGAGCCGACCGUAGCCUCAACUCCGGCAUUCUUGUCCAGCGGAAACCCACUGCACUCUGAGAAGGUCGUAGUCACAGCUGCCUCUCCUCGUCACGGCAGCGGGGAUCUGCUCUCGUCUCUUCCGCCAGCGUACGGUUUAUAA